AUGGGCAGCACUCAGGCUUGGCAGCAGACCGUCGCUCGGAAACGAAGUAUCAGGGAUCAACUCCUGACUCCAUAUCUAGUAAACGAUGUAGAGCAACGUUUACCGCAACUGGACAAUGUCACGGAGCGCAGUCAGGUAGCGAAAGACCCGCUGGUUCAGACGAUCACGGACAUUGAUAACGUCGCCGUCUUGCUAGAGCACCUCGAGAAGGGAGAGUUUCAGGCGGAGCAGGUGAUCAAAUCCUAUAUCACACGAGCCGUGGUGGCGCAUCAAUUGACAAACAGUCUGACCGAGAUCAUCUUCGAAGAUGCCAUAGAACAAGCAAAGGCCUUAGAUGCCGAGUUCAAAGAGACUGGAAAUCUGAGAGGUCCACUGCACGGUAUUCCAGUCACGCUGAAAGACCAGUUCAAUGUCAAAGGCGUUGACACGACACUGGGAUAUGUGGGCAGAUCCUUUGCUCCAGCCAAAGAUGACGCCGUGCUUGUUCAAAUCCUGAAGAAUAUGGGUGCCAUCAUCAUCGCCAAGACGAAUCUCCCACAGAGUAUCAUGUGGGCCGAAACCGAGAAUCCUCUCUGGGGACUCACAACCAACCCUCGAAAUCCCGAGUUCUCCCCGGGUGGCUCGACAGGAGGAGAAGGUGCCCUGCUCGCAUUACACGGUUCUAUUAUCGGCUAUGGAACUGAUAUCGGCGGGAGCGUGAGAAUCCCACAGAGUACAGUAGGCCUGUAUGGAUUCAAACCUAGCAGCGCACGACUUCCAUACCAGGGUGUCCCCGUCUCGACAGAAGGCCAAGAACACGUCCCAUCAUCAAUCGGCCCAAUGGCCCGAGAUCUCUCGUCCAUCUGCUAUAUGAGUCGCCUGUUAGCGAAUAGCCAGCCGUGGGAAUUAGACCCGCGAUGUGCUCCUCUGGCCUGGAACGAGGGCAUAUUCCAGGAAAUCCAGAGCAGACCUCUAGUCAUCGGCUUGAUUCUCGAUGACGGGGUUGUCAAAGUCCACCCGCCCAUUACUCGCGCCUUGCAGGAACUAUCGGCCGUGCUCAAAGCGAACGGGCAUGAAGUCGUCAUAUGGGAUACAUCCGACCAUGCGCCUUGCAUUGCAUUGAUGGAUCAGUACUACACAGCCGAUGGAUGCGAGGAUAUCCGUCGGGAUGUAGCUGCUGCGGGUGAACCGUUCAUUCCGCAUGUUGAAGCACUUCUGAAUCGUGGCAAGGCAAUUUCGGUCUAUGAAUAUUGGCAGUUGAAUAAGCAGAAAGUUGCGGCGCAGAAGAAUUAUCUGGAUAAAUGGAAUGCUGUGCAGUCACCAUCUGGACGGCUCGUUGAUGUUCUGCUCAGUCCUACCCUGCCGCAUACGACUGUGCCUCAUCAGAAGUUCCGUUGGGUUGGUUAUACUAAGAUUUGGAAUUUGCUUGAUUAUCCUGCCUUGACGUUCCCUGUGGAUAAAGUCAGGGCUGAUCUGGAUGUGAUGCCUGUUGGGUAUGAGCCGAGGAACCAGCUCGACGAGUGGAAUCGGAAUCUAUAUAAUGCGAAGCUGGUGGAUGGGUAUCCGGUCAAUCUGCAAAUUAUUGGGAAGAAACUUCAGGAGGAGAAGGUGUUAGGGGCUGCUACGGUUGUUGAGAAGCUUUGGAAGAGCCAUGUUGAGAGCAAAUGA
Messenger RNA from Penicillium antarcticum, 1647 nucleotides. Its product is annotated as amidase. The record is from RefSeq and is a predicted model, not a curated record. The transcript has 5 exons. NCBI's taxonomy places the organism in Eukaryota, Fungi, Ascomycota, Eurotiomycetes, Eurotiales, Aspergillaceae. Bases 1 to 1647 code for a protein of 548 amino acids.